AUGUUUCGCCCGAUAGUCAGACGCGCCGCCGUGCAGGCCUCGCGCAGCAGCGCUCCAUCGCGGAGAUUUCUCAGCACCGCACCUCCACACGCAAAGUCACGAAGCUGGAAGAACUCGGCUGUGAGAUGGACAUUGGCUGGUGCUUUGGUCUACUACUACAACACGAGCAAUGUCUUCGCCGAGGAGCAAUCUUAUGUCAGACAUGCGCCACCGGAGACACAGAUUGAGUCCGAGACUCUUCCCACCCUCGAUGCAGUGACGGCGAAACGUCACGCUCUUCAGGCCCAAGUCAAGGCCGACGCAGAGAACGACGCACGAAAGGUUGCUGCCACCGCAACCGACGCCGUACACAAGGUCCGCGAGGCUACCACGAACGCUCCCGUACCAGAGCCUGAAGACGGUGCUCCCGCCGGAUCGCCGCAGGAUCUGGAAGAGGAGGCCGGUCAACAGGGUGCUUUCAACGAGGAAACGGGCGAGAUCAAUUGGGACUGUCCAUGCCUCGGCGGUAUGGCUCACGGACCUUGUGGCGAGCAGUUCAGAGAGGCUUUCAGCUGCUUUGUCUUCUCCAAGGAGGAGCCCAAGGGUAUGGACUGCAUCGAAAAGUUCAAGGACAUGCAGAACUGCUUCCGCGAGCACCCCGACGUCUACGGUGCAGAGCUCGAGGAUGAUGUCGAGGCUGAGGCAAGAGAGCAAGACGGUGGUAGCCGAGCUGGUCAGCCUGAGCAGUCUCAACAACCCAAGCAGCCCAAGGCCAACCCUGAAGCUGAGAAGGUUGCCGACAGCGGACCCGAUAGUCAGAAGGCUAUCCAAGGAAAGAGAGAGCGUUCCAACGCUGCAACCGAGCAAGUCAACCGCGACCAUGGUAUCAUGAGCGAGUCUGACAGCCUCGUGCCCAAGGCCGCACACGAUGCAACCGGACAGCAAAGCAAGGGCGACAAAUAG
Aureobasidium namibiae CBS 147.97 is the source of this 942-nucleotide messenger RNA. RefSeq names its product intermembrane space import and assembly protein 40. The coding region runs from base 1 to 942 and encodes 313 amino acids. The transcript is spliced from 3 exons. Gene Ontology annotation, molecular function: protein-disulfide reductase activity. NCBI's taxonomy places the organism in Eukaryota, Fungi, Ascomycota, Dothideomycetes, Dothideales, Saccotheciaceae. Gene Ontology annotation, cellular component: mitochondrial intermembrane space. The record is from RefSeq and is a predicted model, not a curated record. Gene Ontology annotation, biological process: protein import into mitochondrial intermembrane space.